AAAACAUAAAAAUGACUGGAUCGCUGGCCUUAGUGUUGGUUAUACUUAUUGGUUUCUCGAAUGCAAAGAAGGUCAAGGACAACGAUGAUAAGCUUAUUGCAGUUGCCUUGAUGUUUAGACAUGGCGACAGAACAAUUAUAACCACAUAUCCAAAUGAUCCUUAUAAGGAUUUAAAAUACUGGCCUGAAGGAUUUGGACAGUUAACAAAUAGGGGUGUUGAACGAAUUAAAACUUUCGGGAAAUGGUUUAAACGAAAGUAUGAGGAAAUUUUGCCAACAAAUUUCGGCGAAAUGUAUUUUCAAAGCACAAAUAGCGAUAGAACCAGAAAUUCAUCGAAAUAUUUUAUAUCGGAACUUUACGACGAUGAAAAAUGGCAGAACGUUAUUAAAGUUCUGCCAUGGCAGGAAAAUUACUACCUAAAAUGGAACAAAACUUGUAAUAAAUACAUCGAAGCUAAAACAAGGUACAUUAAAUACUUGAUAAACAAUCUUCCUGAGGAUUUUGAUGGUAUAUUUGACUAUUGCACAGAAAAAACUGGGAAGAAAGCCGUCGAUUUGUUAUAUUUUGAAAAUCUGCAUGGUGUUUUGGAAAAUGAAGAAGAGGAACGAAAUUUAACCCUUCCAGAUUGGACCGGGAAAAUCUAUCCAAAUAAAACUCAAUACCUAUCAUUUUUAAGCUUCUCUAGCCAUUCAGGGCUACCAAUAUUAGCGAAAUUAGCCAACGGGCCUCUAUUCGACCUAAUAAUCAACAAUUUUGAAAACAAUACCUACAAAUUAAUGGCUUUUGCCUGCCAUGACACGCAAAUUUCGAACAUACUUAAAACAUUCAAUAGUUUUCAUGACAUUCCUAAGUAUGCUGCCAGUAUAAUAUUUGAACUACAUCAAACAAAAUCAAUGGGGAAGUAUAUCAACAUUCUAUACAAAGAGGAUGAUAAUAUAAGACCGAUAAUUUUGGAAAAUUGCACCAAAAAUUGCGAUUUAAAACAAUUUAAAGAAGUAUUAAAACCUUUCACACUAACUCCUGAACAAUGGAAUCAGGAAUGCACAAACUAGAUCGUAUUAGGGGUCGUUUACAUAUUACAAAGUAAAAAAUAUUUGUUAUUUUUAACCAAAUAGUAAUUUGUAAUUAUAACAAACAUUUUGUAGAUUUAAUAACAAAAUCCUUUGUCAAUAACUCAACCAUAACUCUUUUUGUAGACCCAGUAACAAAAGUAUGUUGUCUAGGUUAAGUGGAAGCACAACAGCCCUUUGGCA
Messenger RNA from Brassicogethes aeneus, 1253 nucleotides. The record is from the annotation of a GenBank genome assembly. NCBI's taxonomy places the organism in Eukaryota, Metazoa, Arthropoda, Insecta, Coleoptera, Nitidulidae.